Molecule: messenger RNA, 1365 nt
Organism: Leptonychotes weddellii (Weddell seal)
Lineage: Eukaryota; Metazoa; Chordata; Mammalia; Carnivora; Phocidae
Source: RefSeq, a predicted model, not a curated record
GCGGAGGAGAAGAGGGAAGGAGGGAGCGCGAGGGAGGGAAGCGAGAGCCGAGGGACAACUUUUCCACCCCGCAUUCCUGGUAGCAGAGAGCUGAAGUAAUGAGAAGGCAUCAUGGAGGCCCAGUCCCACAGCUCCACAACCACUGAGAAGAAGAAAGUGGAGAAUUCCAUAGUGAAAUGCUCCUCGCGAGAUGUCAGUGAGAAAGCCGUGGCCUCCAGCACCACUUCCAAUGAGGAUGAAAGUCCUGGACAGACCUAUCACAGAGAGAGAAGAAACGCAGUCACCAUGCAGCCACAGAGUGUCCAGGGGCUUGGCAAGAUCAGCGAGGAGCCUUCGACAUCCAGUGAGGAGAGGGCCUCGCUGAUCAAGAAGGAGAUCCAUGGGUCCCUGCCGCACCUGGCCGAGCCCUCUGUGCCAUACCGCGGGGCUGUGUUUGCCAUGGACCCCCGGAACGGUUACAUGGAGCCUCACUACCACCCUUCUCAUCUCUUUCCUGCAUUCCACCCUCCUGUACCAAUCGAUGCGAGACAUCAUGAGGGGCGUUACCAUUAUGACCCGUCUCCAAUUCCUCCACUGCAUGUCCCUGCCUUGAGCUUCACCUACCCUUCUGCACCCGUGUCUCUCCAUAUGCAUCAACAAAUCUUAAGCCGACAACAGAGCCUAGGCUCGGCCUUUGGACACAGCCCUCCACUCAUCCACCCUGCUCCAACGUUUCCAACACAGAGGCCUAUUCCUGGGAUCCCCACGGUUCUGAACCCCGUCCAGGUCAGCUCGGGCCCUUCUGAGUCCUCACAGAACAAGCCGACAAGUGAGUCCGCGGUGAGCAGCACGGGAGACCUGAUGCAUAACAAGAGGUCCAAGAUCAAGCCCGACGAAGACCUGCCCAGCCCAGGGCCGCGGGGCCCGCAGGAACAGCCCGAAGGAACGACCCUGGUGAAGGAGGAAGGGGACAAAGACGAAAGCAAACAGGAGCCUGAAGUCAUCUAUGAGACCAACUGCCACUGGGAAGGCUGCACACGGGAGUUUGACACCCAGGAACAGCUGGUGCACCAUAUAAAUAACGACCAUAUUCACGGCGAGAAGAAGGAAUUCGUGUGCCGGUGGUUGGAUUGCUCGAGAGAGCAGAAGCCCUUCAAAGCCCAGUACAUGCUGGUGGUGCACAUGAGGAGGCACACGGGGGAAAAGCCUCACAAAUGCACUUUUGAAGGUUGCACAAAGGCCUACUCGAGACUAGAAAACUUGAAAACGCACUUGAGAUCUCACACUGGAGAGAAACCGUACGUCUGUGAGCACGAAGGUUGCAACAAGGCUUUCUCAAAUGCCUCCGAUCGCGCCAAGCACCAAAACAGGACGCAUUCCAAUGAG